GACUGUUCUAUAUUUCUUUAUUCGUAAUAUUUGCAUUUUAAAUUUACCUCCGAAAAACUAAGUGGCGCUAUUGUCGAUUUGCUUGAAAUUUGGCUAGACUCCAUCUUACUUUUGCCGACACCCAUACGCAAUACAAGAAGAAAAGUAUUUUAUUAAAAAUGGCUAUGUUUUGGAAUAGAUUAGGACAACUCGGUGUGGGUUUAACUUUGACUGGUAUCGUUGUUAAUAAUGCUUUAUACAAUGUUGAUGGAGGUCAUAGAGCUGUUAUUUUUGAUAGAUUUACUGGAAUAAAGAACCAAGUUGUAGGAGAAGGAACACAUUUUAUUAUUCCCUGGGUACAGAGACCUAUCAUAUUUGAUGUUCGAUCUAGACCAAGGAAUAUUCCUGUAAUCACUGGAAGUAAAGAUCUGCAAAACGUAAACAUCACACUUCGUAUUCUCUUCAGACCCAUACCAGAUUCUUUGCCGAAGAUCUAUACUGUUCUUGGUAUAGAUUAUGCUGAGAGAGUAUUGCCAUCUAUUACAAAUGAAGUAUUAAAAGCUGUAGUUGCUCAGUUUGAUGCAGGAGAACUAAUCACACAGAGAGAGAUCGUCUCUCAAAAGGUUAGGGAAGAUUUAACAGAAAGAGCUACACAAUUUGGAUUAAUUUUAGAUGAUAUUUCUAUUACACAUUUAACCUUUGGAAAAGAAUUUACUCAAGCUGUGGAAAUGAAGCAAGUAGCACAGCAAGAAGCAGAAAAGGCCCGUUUCUUAGUAGAAAAAGCAGAACAGCAUAAGAAAGCUGCUAUUAUUAGUGCAGAAGGAGAUGCCCAAGCUGCGAGUUUAAUUGCAAAGUCCCUUGGUGAAGCAGGCGAUGGUUUAGUUGAACUUAGAAGAAUUGAAGCUGCAGAAGACAUAGCUCAUAAUCUUUCUAGAUCUCGUCAAGUAGCUUAUUUGCCCCCAGGUCAAAAUGUUCUACUUAACUUACCGCAGUAAAAAUAUAAACUCGAAUAAAAAUUAUAUAUAUAAGUUGUGCAUUUAUAUUGUAAUGUAUGAGUUUUGAUGCAGUAAUGGUGUAUUAUCAAUAGAAAAAUUUUAAUAUGCAAAAAUGUUCUUAGAUAGAUAAAUGAAAAUAAUUUUUCUAGAAUUUUAGUUUAUAUUCUUAAUUAUUUCGAAUAUGUUUUUUUCACAGUUAUGUAAUGAUUAUUUGAAAAACUGAUAUCAUUUAUUUUUGCUAGUUUUAGGUCAAUUUAUUUUCCAGAAGAAGAUUCCUCGAAUGAUUUAGAAAUUUUAAUGUUAAAUUAAAAAAUUUUAAACAAUGUUUUAAAA
Apis cerana (Asiatic honeybee) is the source of this 1307-nucleotide messenger RNA. RefSeq names its product prohibitin 1 (gene Phb1). The record is from RefSeq and is a predicted model, not a curated record. Gene Ontology annotation, cellular component: membrane; mitochondrion. NCBI's taxonomy places the organism in Eukaryota, Metazoa, Arthropoda, Insecta, Hymenoptera, Apidae. Gene Ontology annotation, biological process: mitochondrion organization.